CAGAGACAGAGACAGAGACAGAGACAGAGAGAGAGAGAGAGAGAGAGAGAGAGAGAGAGAGAGACUGGUACUGGUAUAAAACCUCCCACUCCUGUGAGCGCUCCCAUUUCUCCGGUGCAUCUUGGAGAGGAGUGAGAGCGUGUGACUGGAGAGAAACAGACAGAGACUACCCAAGGAUGAAGCUGGUGUUUGUGGCUGUGUUAGCGCUCUUUACGCUCAGCUCUGUGGAUAGAGUGGAUUCUUCAGCCUACGACAAAAUAGUGACACACAGUCGUAUCCGGGCCAGACUCCAGGGACCCAAUGUGUGUGCCAUGCAGCAGGUGAUGGGGACCAGGAAGAGGAAGUACUUCAGUACAUGUAGGAACUGGUAUAAAGGCUCCAUCUGUGGGAAGAAGGCGAUGGUUGUCUAUGAGUGCUGUCCAGGCUACAUGAAGCUGGAAGGCAUGAAAGGAUGCCCUGCAGUGGCUCCUAUAGACCAUGUGUAUGGCACAUUGGGCUUGGUGAAGGCUAGGACAACCCAGAAGUACUCAGCCCUCUCUAAGCUGAGGGAGGAGAUUGAAGGGAAGGGAUCGUUCACUAUGUUUGCCCCUAGCGACGAGGCCUGGGACCUGCUGGACCCUGAGGUGCGUGGUGCCUUGGUGAGCAACGUGAACAUCGAGCUGUACAACGCCCUGCACUACCACAUGGUCAACCAUCGCAUGCUAACUAAAGACCUGAAGAAUGACAUGUCUAUCACCUCCAUGUACAACAACCUAGGACUCUACAUUAAUCACUACUCAAAUGGGAUCGUCACGGUGAACUGUGCCAGGAUUAUCCAUGGUAACCAGGUGGCUACCAAUGGAGUGGUUCAUGUCAUCGACCGUGUCAUCACUAACGUGGUCAACACCAUCCAGGACGCCCUGGGAGUUGAUGACGACCUCUCCUCCUUCAGCGCUGUAGCCUUGGCCUCAGGUGUGAUGGAAAAACUGGGCCAGCCAGGUCACUUCACCCUGUUCGUUCCCACUGAUGAUGCCUUCAGGAACCUUGAGGACGGCUUCCUGGAACGCAUUAUGGGAGACAAGGCUGCUAUCACAGCCCUGGUCAACUACCACCUGUUGAACAGUGUGCAGUGCUCUGAGGCCAUCUUGGCAGGCUCCGUGCACGAGACGGCAGAGGGAAGCACCGUUGAGAUCGGCUGUGACGGAGACAGCCUGACGGUCAACGGUAUCAAGAUGGUCCUGAAGAAAGACAUUGUCACCACCAACGGAGUCAUCCACCUCAUCGACCGGGUCCUCAUACCUGACUCAGCCAAGGAGGUGAUGGAGCUGGUUGGUGAAUCCCAGAGCACCUUCAGAGACAUGGUGUCAGAGCUCGGCCUAUCAGCUGCAAUGAAGCCAGAGACAGAGUACACUCUAUUGGCUCCCCUCAACCCAGCUUUCUCUGAUGAGGUGAUGUCUUUAGACCAGAGCCUGUUGAAGGUGAUCUUGGAGAACCACAUUCUGAAGCAAAAACACAAACUGAGUGAACUCUACAACGGACAGCUGUUGGAGACCAUCGCUGGAAAACAACUACGGGUCUUCAUCUACCGCACUGCUGUGUGUAUUGAGAAUGCCUGCAUGGUGCGGGGCAGUAAAGAGGGCAGCAACGGAGCCCUUCACCUGAUGAGGUCUCUCAUCAAACCAGCUCAGACCACCAUCUACCAGGUUCUCAUGGCAGAGGGACGCUUCAACAUCUUCCUGUCUCUGAUGAAGAGCGCAGGUCUGACAGAGCUGUUGAAACAGGAGGGCUCCUACACCGUGUUCGCACCCACAGAUGAAGCCUUCGACGGGCUCACAGAACGGGACAUCACCCUGCUGGCCAGCGACGUGAACGCUCUGAGGACCAUCCUCCUGUACCACUUCAGUAACGGAGUGUUCAUCAACGGCGGACUGGAGGGAGGGGUCACCAACCUGCUCAAGACCAUCCAGGGACACAACCUGCAAGUGCUGUCUGUGAACAAGUCCAUCCACGUGAACUCGCUGGACGUGCCGGACAUUGAUCUGAUGGCCACCAACGGAGUGGUUCACGUAGUGAAGAACAUCCUUUACCCCGGGGACCUGCCUGUGGGUCGUGAGUCUCUGCUGGAGCUGCUGAAGAAACUCAUCAAGUACAUCCAGUUCAAGUACGUCUCUGGAUUCUCCUACCCCAAAAUCCCCCUCACCUUCAUCAAGAGGACAAUCACCACGACAACUCACGUCCAAGCGGAAUCACACGUGGAUUCAGUGCCUGAAAUCACCAAGGUGACCAGAGUCAUCAAAGGAGAGCCGACCUUCACCAAGGUUACGAGGGUCAUCGAGGGCGAACCCACUAUCACCAAGGUUACCAGGGUCAUCGAGGGCGAACCCACUAUCACCAAGGUUACCAGGGUCAUCGAGGGCAAACCCGCUAUCACCAAGGUUACGAGGGUCAUCGAGGGCGAACCCGCUAUCACCAAGGUUACGAGGGUCAUCGAGGGCGAACCUGCUAUCACCAAGGUUACCAGGGUCAUCGAGGGCAAACCCGCUAUCACCAAGGUUACCAGAGUCAUCAAGGGCGAACCCACAAUCACCAAGGUUACCAGAGUUGUCAAGGGCGAACCCACAAUCACCAAGGUUACAAGAGUCGUCGAGGGUGAGCCUACCCUCAACAAGGUGAAAAGGGUAAUCGAGGGAGAACCCGCUAUCACCAAGGUUACCAGGGUCAUCGAAGGACUGCCUUCCAUCACAAAGGUCACCAGAGUUAUUGAGACUCACCGUGGUUCCUCAGAUGGAAGGCUGGAGACUGAAGGAGACAUCAACAAGAUGCUUGAAGAAGGCCCGGAAUUCUCUAAGAUCACCACCAUCCACGGCAACCCGGAAAUGAUCGACCAAGAGUCAGAGAGGAUCACCAAACUAAUCCAAGGCCCGGAAUUCUCUAAGAUCACCACCAUCCACGGCAACCCGGAAAUGAUCGACCAAGAGUCAGAGAGGAUCACCAAACUAAUCCAAGGUGGAGGUAGUAUGGGGGCCCCUGCCAAAAGAGCUCCUGUUGGUGUAAGGAGGAGGAAGGUAAGGCUGGUAAGACGCCACAACAACCAAAAGUCACAUCCAGCCAAGACCAGUCCAUACCAGUCCAGGCCUGCCCAGUCCAUAUCAGUCCAGCCCUGACCAGUCCAUACCAGUCCAGCCCUGACCAGUCCAAACCAGUAAAACCAAACCAGCAAAAAACAGUCCAGACCAGCCAAGACAAGUCCAAGCCAGCAAAGACCAAUCCAGACCAGUAAAAACCAGUAAUGACCAGUCUAGACCAAUCCAGACCAGUAAAAACCGGUAAUGACCAGUCCAGACCAGUAAAAACCGGUAAUGACCAGUCCAGACCAGUAAAAAACGGUAAUGACCAGUCCAGACCAGUAAAAACCGGUAAUGACCAGUCCAGACCAGUAAAAACCGGUAAUGACCAGUCCAGACCAAUAAUGACCAGUCUAGACCAGACUAGCCCUGCAGGAAUAUCUUUCCAGAUCACCAUAGAGACACUGCAAGGAGCUCGCCAAGGUACACAGCAACACAAAAACACUUUCUAAGUUCCCUUGAUGGGAAACAAAAGGAAGAACCCAUGUGGAACAUCUAUAACAAUCAAGUAAGCUACCUGGGAGCAAAAGAUGUUGAAAAGACGUUGGAAAUGCACAUUUCUUUGGUUGAAAAGACGUUGGAAAUACGCAUUUCUUUGGUUGAAAAGACGUUGGAAAUGCGCAUUUCUUUGGUUGAAAAGACGUUGGAAAUGCACAUUUCUUUGGUUGAAAAGACGUUGGAAAUGCGCAUUUCUUUGGUUGAAAAGACGUUGGAAAUACAUAGUUUCAACCAAUUUUGCUCACUGGGCAGCGGUGAACAAUGAAAUCAACCCAGAGUGAGUCAACUGGGCCAAUGGUGUCGGACAUGAUAUGUUUUAACAAUACUAAGAGAAUCAGUAAUCCCUACAUGUAAUGUAUGUACUGUAUGUGAAGAAAUGUACUUUUAUUAACUUUUAUCAACUUUUGCUUUGGUGUGGAUUAGGUAGAACAUUGGAAAUAAUAAUUGUACGGUGGAAAGAAUAAACGUUUGUUUGUUUUUUGUUAAACACAUGAUUUAAUAGGGGAAGACAUUUUGUACUCUUAUUAUGGCGCUGGCAUUCUGUAUUGUGCAUCUCGACCAAUAGAAAUGAAGCACUCUGUCUUAUGGAUGCUUCUUGACCAAUAAGAAUGAAGCAUUCUGUUUUAUGGAUGCAUCUCAACCAAUAGAAAUGAAGCAUUCUGUCUCAUGGUUGCUUCUUGACCAAUAAGAAUGAAGCAUUCUGUUUUAUGGAUGCAUCUCAACCAAUAGAAAUUAAGCAAUACUUUUUAUCCUUUAAAGAUGCUGUAAUUAUCAAAACUUGACAAACCAACCAGAUUUUUUUUGUUUUACUUAGUUUUUAGUUUUUCCUGUUUCGAUGACUGUUUUCUGAUUAAUUUGUUGGGGUUUGUUAUUGAUUGAGACUGUUGAUGUUCAGUUGUACAAUAAGGCAUAAGACCUACCCAACAUAAGACCUACCCAACAUAAGACCUACCAAACAUAAGACCUACCCAACAUAAGACCUACCAAAC
Molecule: messenger RNA, 4591 nt
Organism: Salvelinus namaycush (lake trout)
Lineage: Eukaryota; Metazoa; Chordata; Actinopteri; Salmoniformes; Salmonidae
Product: periostin-like
Exons: 23
Coding region: 177-3143 (988 amino acids)
Biological process (GO): extracellular matrix organization; cell adhesion
Cellular component (GO): extracellular matrix
Molecular function (GO): cell adhesion molecule binding
Source: RefSeq, a predicted model, not a curated record